AUGGCAUCCUCCACCUCUCCCUCAACAUCCACCCCCGCCACCUUAAGCGUCUCCUUCCCCUCCCUACACCCUACAACCGGCCUCCCCAUAACCUUCAACAAAGACUACUACUUCAACGUGCAUAUCGCCAAGUUCGCGCAAACCUGCAUCCCCUUCGGCUACCUCGGUUACCAAUUCUUCGAAUUUCCGAACCCCAGCCCGUUCACAGGAGAGCCGCCCGAGUAUGCGUUUCAGACGGUCGGGUACUUUGAGACAAUGGAGGGGCUGCAAAAGGCGGUAGAGGCAACCAAGGAGGAGGCUAUGAGGGAUCUUAAGGAGUUUGUGGACUUGGGGGAGGGGGUGGGGCCGGCUGUGGUGGUGGGGAUCAAGAGUGAGGAGAAGUGGUUCGGGAAGGGGGGUUCUUAA
This is a messenger RNA of Paraphaeosphaeria sporulosa, 405 nucleotides long. RefSeq lists its product as uncharacterized. Lineage: Eukaryota; Fungi; Ascomycota; Dothideomycetes; Pleosporales; Didymosphaeriaceae. The record is from RefSeq and is a predicted model, not a curated record. The coding region runs from base 1 to 405 and encodes 134 amino acids. The transcript has a single exon.